AAUGAUGAUGAUGUGACGAACAUGAUGGAAGAGUAUGAUAAGUUGGGAUCCAGUGAUGGGUUCACUAGGCUUAGGAUUUUCCUCUUCUCACAUCGUGAUCAUGAUGGUUCCUCGCAUUUUAUUGAUGGGGAUGAAAGGGAGACUGAGAGGAGAUAUGUGGAUGCUCUGAAUAAUUUGAAUGAUAAUUUGGAUUUUAGGAAGUUGCAGCUACUCGACUCUCCUUCUAUCAUUCCUCCUGAUGAAAUUCAUGCAGCAGAGCAGUUCUUUAACACAAUGAGUAUUGAGGGAAGUCUUCAUAGUCAGAGAAGCUGCGAGAUGCCUAUGACACAGUAUAACUUGCAUCACCUCACAGUUCCUCACAUGGGAUCGGGGCAACAUCAGCAACCGAUUACUCAAAGAUAUAAUGAAAUGGAUGGCACUUGGAGUCCUGCUUAUUAUUCUCCUAGGCAUCAUGCCCCCCUUGAUCCAAGAUCAAUAGCAGAAUUCCCAUCUUCACCUUCAUCAGCACGGUUUCGUGUGCCAUUUGGGGAAUUACCAGAUAAAGGCUUGGAUAGACUCCCUGAUGAGUAUACACGGCAGCAAACAAAUCAUCAUCCCACGUAUGACCACCAACCACACCCUGACAAUGUAAUGUGGAUGCCAGCUGGAAGCAUAUCAGGUGAUAAGAAUGGGUUUCCUGGAAAUAUACUCAAUGGUCCUGCUGUAUAUGAAGGCACUGUUUGUGACCAUUGCCGCGUUACAUUCCAUAGAAAUCAACCACCUUCGGAGCAGCCUAACAUGGGAAAUGGACUUCCGCAGAUACCUAUUCCAGCUGCAGAGUGCCCCCCUAAUAGAGAGUCUUUUAAAAUGAAUACAGAUGCAAAAUUUCAUCAUGGCAUUUACCCUAAAGAUCAUAAUGAUCCUCGAUGUGUUUACAGUGAAACUUACAGUCAUGAAAGGGGAUGGAUUCUGCCACAUCCACUGAAUCCUCGGGUUGAGGAAACAAGGGCGCAAAUCUCCAGCUCUGGAAGAGUGAAUGAUCAUUAUUUAGUUGACGGUUCUGGCAUGAAUUUCCCUAUUGGGCAUGGUAAUUUAGUGGAUGGUCAUCCUAUAUCAUCGAAUUAUGUCCCUCACAGAGCUGGACCUGAAAUGUCAACUGAUGGCUUUCAUGAUCCAACUUUGACUGCUCAUGCCCACUUGCAUGUUCCUUCUGCUGAAGAACGUGCGGUUCGAUAUGGGAAUUAUUCGUAUGCUCAUGGGGCAGAUAAUGUUUAUCCAGUUUCACAUGGACAUGGACAUCCACAAACAUUAUGGAGAAAUAUUCCAAACCAUGUUUCUGGUGCUCCCUCUUAUGAAGCAUCUGGCUUACCUCCUCAAGUGAAUGGCACAGUUAAUCCAACUUUACUCCGUGCUCCAGCGGAGGGCAGCACGAGGUUUCGUAUUGGACUGGAUAAUCAAAAUCCUUGGAUAGACCAAUCACAAAAAAUGUUGGGUUAUAAAGAUCAUAGUGCUCCUCUUGAAGAUGCAAAGCUAUCUGUUAACCGUUUGAGUUUCCUGCCUGAGUUGAUUGCUUCUGUUAAAAAAGCAGCUUUAGAAGAGGCUGAGGAGGUGAAAGCCAAUGCUGAAGAAAAUGUUGAUUCUGUAGAACACAACUUGGUAGAAAAAGAAGUAGCUUUAAACAAAUCAGAGCCCUUGAAUGCUCAAGGCGAUUUGGAGCUGGAUUCUGAUACUGACAGUACAAGCAUUUCAAAAAUUGAACCAACAAAAGCUGAGGCGGAAGCUAUUGCCCGGGGAUUGCAGACUAUAAGGAAUGAUGAUUUGGAGGAGAUCCGGGAAUUAGGUUCUGGAACAUACGGUGCUGUUUAUCAUGGAAAGUGGAAGGGUUCUGAUGUAGCAAUCAAGAGAAUAAAAGCUAGCUGCUUUGCUGGAAGACCUUCUGAAAGAGAACGUCUGAUUGCCGAUUUUUGGAAGGAGGCGUUAAUGUUGAGUUCACUGCAUCAUCCGAAUGUUGUUUCUUUCUAUGGGAUAGUUCGUGAUGGUCCUGACGGAUCUUUAGCAACUGUAACAGAAUUUAUGGUUAAUGGAUCAUUAAAACAGUUCCUGCAGAAGAAGGAUAGAACUAUUGAUCGUCGCAAAAGGCUCAUCAUAGCAAUGGAUGCUGCAUUUGGAAUGGAAUACUUGCAUGGAAAAAACAUUGUGCAUUUUGAUUUGAAGUGUGAAAAUCUGUUAGUGAAUAUGAGGGAUCCUCAGCGUCCUGUGUGUAAGAUUGGUGACUUGGGCUUAUCUAAGGUGAAACAGCACACUUUAGUGUCAGGAGGUGUUCGUGGAACUUUACCCUGGAUGGCACCUGAGCUUCUGAGUGGAAAAAGUAAUAUGGUAACUGAAAAGAUUGACGUUUACUCGUUUGGGAUUGUUAUGUGGGAAUUGCUUACGGGGGAGGAACCAUAUGCAGAUAUGCAUUGUGCUUCUAUAAUUGGAGGUAUUGUGAACAAUUCAUUACGUCCAAAUAUUCCAUCAUGGUGCGAUCCUGAGUGGAAGGCUUUAAUGGAAAGUUGUUGGGCCUCUGAUCCUGCAGAGAGGCCAUCAUUUUCGGAAAUUUCUCAGAAGCUGAGGAACAUGGCUGCUGCAAUCAAUGUGAAAUAACUCUGGUUCUGGCAGUCAAUCUCAAUCCUUGCAGUCUCAAGGGAAAAAUGGAAAAUAAAUCUAAAAAAAAGCAUAGAUAUUGCAGUCUAAGGCACCUAUUGAUUUUUUUUUAAGUAUAGGGAGGCCUAUUAUGUAACACUAUGCAUUGGUUCAUUUUCGACGAACCUCCUGUAGUACUGCCAGUCAAUUCAUGGUAUCUUUUCAUAUGGAGUGCGACUUGAACCACUUUAGGUUGGAUUAUACCGAGAAGACUACGUAAUGCAUGGAAAGGGGACCAUGCGUGUAGACAAGAAUGAUUUUUCAAUUUUGCUUUGAUUGGAGAUGGUGGUACUAUAGGUGAAUCCAACCCAUCAUUCCAGGUGGAACUUUCCUUUUGAAAGGAUUUGUAUAUAACUUAGUGGUGAUCACAAUGUUCUAAACUUUAUCAGAGGAGUAGAAUAAUGCAAGUGAAGAUUUAUGACAAAACUAGGAUUUUAGUUUGUCAUAAUUCCUUGUUUUGUUUCCUUGAAUUUUGCUUGACAGAAUCUUCAUCCUUAUAUGUCAAUAUAUAAUCCGUUAUUCGAGAUGUAAAAUGUACGCUGAUAUUCUGCAAGGAGGUCGCUGAAUAAACCAUUCUAUCUUUUGGACCAGAA
Messenger RNA from Carica papaya (papaya), 3254 nucleotides. Lineage: Eukaryota; Viridiplantae; Streptophyta; Magnoliopsida; Brassicales; Caricaceae. The record is from RefSeq and is a predicted model, not a curated record.